ACCACCACUUUUAAACGAAAAUUUAUUAUUUUUUACAUCGAAUUUUUUUUCGUUUUUUUCACAUACAAUCAUCAUGGACGAUACGCUAAGAAUUGAUGGUUCCAAUCAUUCUCAUGAAAAUAAUGAUCAAACAUUUUCGAUGCAAGAUAUGUUUGCUUCGUUACAGAUAUCCGAUGUGACCAGUACAAGUAGUGGUGAUGCCAAUGUAUCAUCAUUACACGGACAACGACAACAACAUUCCCGUUCUGGAGAUUUUUUUACUGGAUCAUCAUUUAAUUGUUGCAAUUUCAACGAUCAUGCUCAAUUUGAAUCAUCUGUACCAAUGUUGACGGCAACGCCAUGCAAUGAUCAGGAUUAUCCAUUUUUGCAUAAAAUAUUUCAUACCUUAUGUGCUAAUCAAGAUUUCAUCAAUUUUGGUUUUUUCAAUGGCAAUACAUCUCCGGAACAUGACUCACAUUUAUCACAACAAAUGUCAAAAUCAAAAUCCGUUCUCUAUCACUUGAUUAUCAAACAAUUGGCUCAGGAUGGCUAUGGACAAAUAGCACAUGAAUUGUCGAACAAAAUGACUGAUUUGAAUGAUACGUCGAUUUUUCCACAACGCACUUUGCACGAAUUGUUCAACAUUUUGUUUUACAUUGAAAUUCGUAGCAAGUCGGAUGAAAGAUUUUUCAAUUUUUUAAAUUGGUUUUUCGCAAACAGCGUAGACGGUGGCUUUUUUUCUUCACAAUCCUCUUUGGUGAACAACACAUCCAACACUUGGUCUGGAUCAAUGUCAUCGAUUCAACCAUUUAGACGAAUCGGUGCUGCUGCUGGUGGUGGUGGUAGUGGAGCCAAUUUAUCGAAUCCACCUAUCUAUCGUCCAUUGGAUUCAUCAUCAGUCAUCUAUGAAACAGAAUCGGAUGGAACAAUGUCAUUGCCAUUGAAUAAUGCUAGUGUUGGAGAAGCAAAACAACUACAAGUGGCUUAUAAAUUUGGUCAAAUUGGUACUGAACCCGGUUGUUUAGAUACACCACAUGGAUUUUGUCUUGGCGUUAACGAUGAUAUUGUUAUUGCCGAUACAAACAAUCAUCGAAUUUGUGUGUUUGCCUUUAAUGGGAAAUUCAAAUUUAGUUUCGGCGAAUAUGGCAUUGAACAUGGAAAACUUCAUCAACCAAGAAAGAUUGCAAUGUUACCACCAGCCAUUUUACGUCCCGAAGAUUCUAAUCCUGUAUUUAUAGUUUGUGAUCGUGGCACAAAACGUUCUCGAAUGCAAAUGUUCUCUUUGGAUGGUCAUUACAUUCGUUUAAUCGAUAUGCCACCGAUGGAUAUUGUAAGCGGCUUGACUACCACACAAGAUCGCCGUAUUAUUGUUGUCGACUCGGUUCGUUCUGGUUUGAUUGUUAUGGAUGAAUUUGGUGGCCUUUUGAAUUGGUUUACUUGUUCACCAUAUAUGAUGGAACCGUCGGAUAUUACAUUCCAUAACAAACAUUUCUACAUAUGUGAUUUUAAAGGUCAUAAUAUUUGUGUCUUCAAUGCACAUGGUGUUUUGGUUCGCCGUCUUUCAGCAAAAAUGCUUCGAUUUCCUAAUGGCAUUGAUAUAUCGGACUGUGGUGAUAUUAUCUGCGGUGAUUCACAUGGCAAUCGAUUUCAUAUUUCAGUAUUCAAUGAACAAGGUCAACUACUUGGCGAUCAUGAUUGUCCAUAUGUAAAAGUAUCACGAUGUUGUGGACUUCGAUUAUCGGCCGAUGGUUUUAUCGUUACAUUGGCUAAAAAUAAUAAUCAUGCUGUUGUUUUGAAUUCUAUCAGCGUUAGAACAACAACAACAGCAAUUGAUGUUUCUAACAGUGUUAGCAACACUUCACAUCAAUCAUGAUACAAAAUCCAUGAUGAUGAUCAUGUUUGAUCCAACUCAAUUCUUUAUAUCUCCAUUUUUUUAUAGUUAUUAUAAUUAUCAUCAUUAUCUUUAUUUAUUA
Messenger RNA from Dermatophagoides farinae (American house dust mite), 1952 nucleotides. RefSeq lists its product as uncharacterized. Lineage: Eukaryota; Metazoa; Arthropoda; Arachnida; Sarcoptiformes; Pyroglyphidae. Gene Ontology annotation, biological process: proteasome-mediated ubiquitin-dependent protein catabolic process; protein polyubiquitination. Gene Ontology annotation, molecular function: ubiquitin protein ligase activity; protein binding. The record is from RefSeq and is a predicted model, not a curated record.